AUGCGUCCCUCCGCCCCCGUUUUCCGCCGCCAAUUGCUGCGCGAGCUGCGCGCCAGACCCGUUCGCGAGCCCUACCGCUGCUUUUCGUGCGCCGCACGUCUCGCCCAGCAGCCAGGAAACAAUGAGAAGACCACCCACUUCGGCUUCGAGACGAUCGCCGAGUCGUUAAAGGAGGCCAAGGUCCGCGGCGUCUUUUCCUCGGUUGCGAGCUCGUACGACACGAUGAACGACCUCAUGUCUCUCGGCAUCCACCGCCUCUGGAAAGACCACUUCGUGCGCAACCUGAACCCGGGUACCAACCCUCUGACCUCGCCGCGCGACGCAUCGACCCCGCAGGGCUGGAACAUCCUGGACGUGGCGGGCGGCACAGGUGACAUCGCUUUCCGCCACCUCGAUCACGCCAGCAACAUCAACCACGACCCCCACACGCACGUCACCGUCGCCGACAUCAACCCGGAGAUGCUGGCCGAGGGCCGCAAGCGCGCGCUGGAGACGCCCUACGCGCGCACGGGACGCCUGGCCUUCGUCGAGGCCAACGCCGAGCACCUCGACAUGAUUCCGGACAACAGCAUCGACUUGUACACGGUCGCCUUCGGCAUCCGCAACUUCACCGACAAGGACCGCGCCCUGCGCGAAGCCUUCCGCGUCCUCCGCCCCGGCGGCGUCUUCGCCUGCCUCGAGUUCAGCAAGGUCCACAACUCGAUCUUCAAUCAGGUCUACAAGCAGUGGAGCUUCGGCGCCAUCCCCCUCAUCGGCCAGCUGGUCGCCGGCGACAGGGACAGCUACCAAUACCUCGUUGAGAGCAUCGAGCGCUUCCCUAGCCAGGAAGAGUUUAGGGAUAUGAUCAAGGCCGCUGGUUUCAUCGUUCCCGGCAAGGGCUGGGAGGACCUUACGAACGGCAUCGCCGCGAUCCACAAGGGUGUCAAGCCGGUGACGUCUUCAUGA
Molecule: messenger RNA, 945 nt
Organism: Lasiodiplodia theobromae
Lineage: Eukaryota; Fungi; Ascomycota; Dothideomycetes; Botryosphaeriales; Botryosphaeriaceae
Product: Ubiquinone biosynthesis methyltransferase coq5
Exons: 2
Coding region: 1-945 (314 amino acids)
Biological process (GO): ubiquinone biosynthetic process
Molecular function (GO): methyltransferase activity
Source: RefSeq, a predicted model, not a curated record